Corticium candelabrum is the source of this 1294-nucleotide messenger RNA. RefSeq lists its product as uncharacterized. Gene Ontology annotation, molecular function: protein binding. The record is from RefSeq and is a predicted model, not a curated record. The transcript is spliced from 12 exons. Bases 35 to 1294 code for a protein of 419 amino acids. NCBI's taxonomy places the organism in Eukaryota, Metazoa, Porifera, Homoscleromorpha, Homosclerophorida, Plakinidae.
AGGCGGUCUCCACGUCUAGGCGACUUUUAGCCUAAUGGCGGAAGGUCAAUCUACAGCUAACCCUAAUGAUCUACAUUUGAUAGCAAGGAAACUGUUUGAUGAAGACAACUUUGAAUAUGCGGAAAGAAUUUACCAUCACUUACUUCAACUCUACGUAACAGCAGAACAUGCACCAAUAGAGAAAGCACUUGCGCUCAAUAUGUUGGGACGGUGUCUAUAUUGCCAACAUAAAGUGAAUGACGCCAUGAAGUUUGCGGAACAAUGUUUGUCUAUUGUACGAGAUAUUACACCUCAACAUGAAGAGUUUCUGUCUGAUGUGUUACUCAAUAUGGGACUGUAUCUAUACCAUCAGGGCAAAUAUGAAAGAGCAACAAAACAUCUAAGAGAGUCACUCAACAUUCAGCGUAGAUUGUCUUCUGUGGACAAAGUCGGCAUGGCACGAACUUGUGCUCGUUUAUCACGUUGUCUUCUCUCUCAAUGGCUAACAAAAGAAGCAGAAGAUGUGAUGAGAGAAGGUUAUGGUUUAUCUUUCAGCACAGAUAACAACAAUAGUAAAGCACGAGCUGCUACUCUAUUGGCUUAUGCAAUUCAACUAAAUGAAGGAACAGAAGAGGAAGUGAAAAAAUUGUUACAACAGGCUGAUGGAUGGAUUCGAAUGAUGGGAGAAGGACAAGGCAAAGCAGAAGUGUUGAGUGAAAUGGGAGAAGUAUUGGUGAUAAGGGGUGACUACAAGCGUGCCAAUAGGAUACUGCAAGAAGCAGCAACCAUGCAAAGACACAUUUUACCAACCAACCAUCAUGACACUGCUAUAACUUUUUGUCGUAUGGCAGAAUAUCAAGUGAAACGAGAUCAACAAAUGGCUGCUUUGACAUUGUUCCACGAGUCAUCAGAAAUGAUGAGCAAAGCAAUAGGUGUGGAACACCCAAUAAGAGGAAGAAGUUUAUUUGGUGUUGCUAAAGUUCUUUUAAGGCAACAGAAGUGGGAAGAAGCAGAAAAGAUGUUGAAGGAAAGUGUCAACAUUUUGGGUGUGAGUAUAUGUGUACAUCCUACAACAAGUGCAGCAAUUCGAGAUCUGAACUAUUGCUUACGAAUGCUAAAGAAAGAUCAAGAAGCAGUCGACAUUUUGCAACAACAUCAACGAGUUGUUUCUUAUCAUCAAGUCGAGCAUCAGGCAAGUGCAUUUCAAGUUGAUGAUUUACAAAGAGAGUUGGAGCAGCUCAGAGAAAGCAAUCGAGCCAUUCAAGCAGAGAAAGCUGCUUUACAGCAGCAAUUGGCUGAUCAGGAGCCUAAGUAA